ACAUCCACGGCCACGCCGCCUGCUUCAGCCCCGGCCCCCCCCCACCACGGUGCGGGGUGAUCCCGGCAGCGACAUGGCGGGCGGCAAGGGGGCGGCCCCGCGGAGACCGCUGACCCUGUCUGAGGUGGAGCCCGGCAGCGAGAGCGAGCGGCUGGGGGUGGCCCGGGACAGCAUGUUGUGCAACCCGCUCAUCAUCAAGGCGGAACUGGGGAAGCCCCAGAGAAACUGCUACACCCUGCCAGGCAUUGAUUUUGCAUAUGGGUUGUACACCAAGAGGACAGAUGGAGGAGUCCCUGAAGCAAUAGGCCACUGGAACACCGUAAAGCCCAGGACUCAUUUAGUUCGGGAGAUGCCCCGAGACUACAUUGCCAUGAACCGCGGUGCACUGAAGGCCGGUUAUACCACAGCCCGUGAAUAUAAUUUGUACUACAAGGCAAAGGACAUUCGGUGCAAGGAUGUUGAAAACAGUCGCUUCAAUAAGUGUCCUCCUGAACUACCUGCAGACAUGACUUAUGGCAUCAAAACACAGUCUUGCACUCCCUUUUUUGACCUCCUCCACCACAGAUACCAGCAGCUGUGGAUGGAGCAGCAGAGAGCCCUGACAACAGCGGAGCGAAUGGAAAAGAAAAAGAAAGUGCGUGAAACUCGCACCACAUUCCUGCGAAAAAACCCACUGCCUCCAAAGGAGGAGUCCUUCUGGCACCUGCCCAGCUUGGAGAAGGUCAAGCCUCACCUCAGUACUCUUCCAGACCAUCAGGCUCGUCAAAAGGCAUUCAGUGCCACCCAUUGAGGGGUGUCUGUGGGACACGGGCCCCAAAAGAGCCACACAGAACUGUGCUGGGCAUCACAGCCCUUGGACCCUGUGACCGCCAUAGGCAAUAGGCUUUCUGUCUUUGAAAGUGUGCUAAUGUAGAUAUAGCCAAAUAAAUCAUAUAUUUGAAAG
Molecule: messenger RNA, 943 nt
Organism: Pezoporus flaviventris
Lineage: Eukaryota; Metazoa; Chordata; Aves; Psittaciformes; Psittacidae
Gene: CFAP77
Product: cilia and flagella associated protein 77
Exons: 6
Coding region: 74-790 (238 amino acids)
Source: RefSeq, a predicted model, not a curated record